AUGAGACUUGGCACAUAUACCCUGUUACCUGCCUUAGCGCAGUUCUUGUCAUCGUCAACGGCGGCGCCAAGUCCUCCAGAAAUCGACGCCGAUCUUUCGAGACGUGCGGACCUUGAUGAGGCCCAAGAGCAAUUUAGCCAACUCGUUGACUCGAUCACAGAGACACAGCUAGCGUCGCUUAAUGAAACUGAGGCAUCACUGCGGGCGCGUGGCGAACAAGCGACUUGUUCAACAAGGAAUAUUUAUUUUCGCAGAGAAUAUGGCUCACUCUCUAAAGCUGAGCGGCUGGCCUAUGUUAAUGCUGUGAAAUGCUUGCAAACCCUUCCGCCCCGGACACCCUCGAACGUCUCCGCGGGUGCGCAGUCUCGCUUCGAUGACUUUGUUGUUGUCCACAUCCAGCAAACUCUUACAAUUCAUUAUACGGGUAACUUCAUGGCUUGGCACAGAUGGUUUGUCUAUCAGUACGAGAAAGCACUUCGGGAUGAAUGCGGCUACACUGGUUAUCAACCAUAUUGGGACUGGCCCAAGUAUGCCUCCGCACCUGAGAAAUCGCCUAUCUUCAAUGGGGACGCCUACAGCUUGGGUGGCAAUGGAGACUAUGUCGAACAUAACGGCUCAGUGAUUACGCCUCCAGCUGGUGUUGGUGGCGGCGACAUCCAAUUAGCUGCAGGUCUGGGAGGAGGCUAUGUGACCACUGGACCAUUCGCGAACAUGACUGUAAACCUGGGACCUGUAGCCGGCCUGGUGGGAACUGAUGCUGGACCAGAUGGCGGCCUCGGGUACAACCCCAGAGGGCUGAAGCGUGAUGUUGGCCCAGCUCUUAACACUCGAUAUGCAAACUAUACCACAGUUCUCAAUCUCCUUCUCAAGCCCAACAUCACGGCAUACCGUGUCCUCUCAGAAGGUGUCCCAUACACUGUUGAAAUUGGACCCCAUGGCGGCAUCCAUUACACGAUCAACGGCGACCCUGGUGGUGACCUAUUCACCUCCCCAGGCGAUCCAGCAUUCUGGGUUCACCACGGUAUGAUGGACAGAAUGUGGACUUUAUGGCAAGCACUUGACCCUAAGACCAGGCAGGUAGAUAUCAAUGCAGGUGACUAUGGCCAUGUUACAUGGGCCAAUGAGCCAGAGUCGGAGCUCACAUCACUUGACGAUGUCAUUGAUAUGGGCUAUGCGGCCGACUCAACAACGAUAAGGGAAGUGAUGGAUACUCUUUCGGGACCAUUCUGCUACUUCUAUCUAUGA
This is a messenger RNA of Truncatella angustata, 1245 nucleotides long. RefSeq lists its product as uncharacterized. The transcript is spliced from 8 exons. Gene Ontology annotation, molecular function: oxidoreductase activity. NCBI's taxonomy places the organism in Eukaryota, Fungi, Ascomycota, Sordariomycetes, Amphisphaeriales, Sporocadaceae. The record is from RefSeq and is a predicted model, not a curated record. The coding region runs from base 1 to 1245 and encodes 414 amino acids.